AUGAGUUUUUAUUUCUGUUUCUCUUUUUCAGUUGAGCUUCUGCAUAUGCUAGAAUUCCAUUCUUCAGUUAAUUUCCCUGCAGCUCCAUUGCUCACUGUCAUCCUGGCUUUAGUGGGGAUGGAAGCAAUCAUGGCUGAAUUUUUCAAUGACACGGCAAUAGCUUUUUAUGUCAUUCUUAUCGUCUGGACAGCCGAUCAGUUCAAUACCUACUGCUGCCAGUCCAAUAUCUCAAAACGAUACUGGUUGAGGUUUUUCUACUUGUACCAUUUCUUCUUCUAUGCGUACAGCCACAGAUUCAAUGGUCAUUAUUCUUUCGCUCUUUUGACAUCGUGGUUGUUUAUUUUGCACUCCAUGAUUCAUUUUUUCCAUCAAUAUGAACUACCUCUGCUGUUUCAGUUGGCCAACAACGCCAAUAAUCAAAACCAAGGUAACAAUUCCCGGCCGAGGAACGAGUCGCCUGAAAAUCCAGAAGCUUCCAGCCAAAGAACGGUGCCGUCCAAUGAUUAUUCUGAAGAGCCUGCUGCUCUUGCCUCCAGCCAAAGUACUACCCGUGAUGGUCCUCACAACCAGAAUUCCACACCAGGUGGUGAUUCUGUCGAUGAAAUUGCAGUUUCAUCAGAAAAUCCUUCAGAGAGAGACUCUGAUAAUAAUCCUUCUCCGAGCCACAAUACCAGAAGGUAUAACAAUAGUUUAAAAAUUUUAAGAUGCAUUAUAUUAAAGAAGGAUUCCUACCAGCUCAGAAGCAAUAUAAGCCAAGUUUUUAAAAACAAAGAUUUAAAAAGUAAAGAAAUUCUCAACUUCGCUAGCUCAAAAUCCCAAUCGAAUAAGCGAAAUGUGUGUUAGGUAGGUGUGUGAUGAUAGUUUUCAAAAUCCUGCAUCUUCAAGUGAUUUCUCUCUUUUUUUUUUUUUUUUUUUUUUUUUUUUUUUUUUUCUUCAGAGAAAGAUGGCUUUAAAAUAUUUAUUGUAGCAUAAAUGUUGAUAAUUUUGUCAGUUGUGGCCAUAAGAAUGUCUGCACUUGCAAUGUUGAGGUGAGGCAUUCACAUGGGUGCAUUUUGGUGAUUGUUAAAUGAUUGAUUCCUCCAGAUAUCUACAGCUCAGUCAUGUAGAAUGCUCAUUAAAAAGUAGCCAGAUAUAUAUCUGUCUAGCAUCAGUUAUAUAGGAUGGCCCACUAAAAUGUUGCCCUCCUCCAGUAUCAGUACCAAGCUGUUUGGAAGAGGCCUUGUUCUCUGUCUGCUGACUAUUCUAUCUCAGUGUUCCCCAGCCUUUUUAUCACCGAGGGCCGAUUAAUGUUUGAUACUUUUACCACGGCCCGCUGGGGGGGGGACGUUUUUUGUUUAUAUUUUAGAUUAUUUUUAUUUAUUAAUUUAAAUUUAAUUAUAUUUAAACAUGCCUUCAAAAUAAAAUACAGUUACACUAAAAAAAAAUACAGUACA
Stegodyphus dumicola is the source of this 1433-nucleotide messenger RNA. Its product is annotated as membralin-like. NCBI's taxonomy places the organism in Eukaryota, Metazoa, Arthropoda, Arachnida, Araneae, Eresidae. The record is from RefSeq and is a predicted model, not a curated record. Gene Ontology annotation, biological process: positive regulation of ERAD pathway; response to endoplasmic reticulum stress. Gene Ontology annotation, cellular component: endoplasmic reticulum.